AUGGCGACAGUGGACAACCGAACCGCUUACUGGGAGCAGGCCAGAGAGCAGGGAUUCGACCUUUCCUGGCUCAGCCAGCUUGAAGAGCAUGUGGCCGGUCAAGAUGUGGAAGAAGUUUCCGCCAAUAAUACUGGACGCGUCCAGGGCUCUAUCCCCCGCAACGACGUGGCCCAAUUCGGCGCCUACACCUUUCGCACCAAGAGCGAGGUCUGGGCAUACAACCUGACCAAGCUUUACGAAGAGUUCAUCACCCGCCAGUGGAGUUCGGCCACCGACAUUCCCUGGGAAACUAUCCAGCCCCUGCCCGACGAUAUUGAAGCCGCCCAAUGCCAGUUGGCUACCUUCUUCACCCAGGUGGAGUUCGUCGCCUCCGAUGUGCCAGGCCGGUUCCUCUCUACCAUGUCUCCCGACUAUCAGGAAGUACGUCUUGCCCUGUUAGCCCAGGUGAUGGACGAGUCCCGGCACCUGGAUGUUUUCCGUAAGCGGGCCCUGUCCAACGGUGGCGGCCUGAUGCGCAUGACCGACAGCGUCUCUGACGUGGUAGGUGGCAGCACCGAUAACGCCCGCGAGUUCACCGAAUUUUCUUCCCGUCUUCAUAUCACCGGCGAAGGCAACGUGCUUACUCUCUUCCGCCUCGGCGAAAUGAUGGCCUACAACGAGGCGGAGAAGACAAUCUACCGUCGCUGCGCCCAGGAUGAAGCCCGCCACGUGGCCAUCGGUGUGCUUCAUUUGCGCUACAUGAACGAAUUUGCCCCGGAAAGGCGCGAAGAGAUCCACUGCUAUUUGGACGAAGGCGAAACUCGCCAGUCCAGCGGCGCCGGCGGCGAGAACCCGGCGGGGCGUAACCAGCUGACCAGCGAGGCUUUGGCUGUGCUGCUGGGUGGUGGCAAGGACAAGGUGGACGAAGGCCAGAAAAUCCUGAUGGCCAUCCGCCAGCGCCAGACCAAGGAAUACUUCCAGAGGCUCAAGUCCGCCGGUUUCGACGACCGGAUCCAUAAUGGACGGGUCAAUCCGGUAUUGCUGGAGCAAUACAAAGCCGCCGCAUAA
Molecule: messenger RNA, 1047 nt
Organism: Geodia barretti
Lineage: Eukaryota; Metazoa; Porifera; Demospongiae; Tetractinellida; Geodiidae
Source: the annotation of a GenBank genome assembly